AAGAAAGUCAGGGUGGGCUUGGGCAAAUUAAGGAAAGUAGGAGCUGAUUUUUGAAAACAAGAUUAUUAUAUAAGCAGCAGCUAGGGUUUAUUGAGGGUCUCUGGAGCAAAGUGUGAGUCGCCGCACGAGAGGAGGAGAGAUGUCUCACAGGAAGUUUGAGCACCCAAGACAUGGUUCCUUGGGAUUUCUUCCAAGGAAGAGAGCUUCUCGUCACAGGGGAAAGGUGAAGGCUUUCCCCAAGGAUGACCCCACUAAGCCUUGCAAGCUUACUGCCUUUUUGGGUUACAAGGCUGGGAUGACACACAUUGUCAGGGAGGUCGAAAAACCUGGGUCAAAGCUUCACAAGAAGGAGACCUGCGAGGCUGUUACAAUCGUUGAGACACCCCCAAUGGUGGUGGUUGGAGUCGUUGGUUAUGUUAAGACACCACGUGGUCUGCGUUCUCUGAACACUGUUUGGGCUCAGCAUCUUAGUGAGGAGGUGAAAAGAAGGUUCUAUAAGAACUGGUGCAAGUCCAAGAAGAAGGCAUUCACAAAGUACUCAAAACAGUAUGAGACUGAUGAAGGAAAGAAAAGCAUCCAAGCCCAGCUUGAGAAGUUGAAGAAAUAUGCCACUGUUAUUCGUGUUUUGGCCCACACUCAGAUCAGGAAAAUGAAGGGAUUGAAGCAGAAGAAAGCUCACCUAAUGGAGAUCCAGGUCAAUGGUGGAACUGUUGCUCAGAAGGUGGAUUAUGCCUACGGGUUUUUUGAGAAGCAAAUCCCAAUUGAUGCUGUCUUCCAGAAGGAUGAAAUGAUUGACAUCAUUGGUGUCACCAAGGGUAAAGGUUAUGAAGGUGUUGUCACUCGUUGGGGUGUCACCCGUCUGCCUCGUAAAACCCACAGGGGUCUCCGCAAGGUGGCUUGUAUUGGUGCCUGGCAUCCAGCUAGAGUUUCAUUUACUGUUGCCAGGGCUGGUCAGAAUGGAUAUCAUCACCGUACCGAAAUGAACAAGAAAGUUUACAAACUUGGCAAAGCUGGACAGGAGUCCCACACUGCUAUAACUGAGUAUGACAGGACUGAGAAAGGUAUCAAUCCAAUUGGUGGUUUCCCUCACUAUGGUGAGGUGAAGGAUGACUACAUAAUGAUCAAGGGAUGCUGUGUUGGAACUAAAAAGAGGGUUGUUACUCUCCGCCAGUCUCUGCUUACCCAGACAUCUCGGUUGGCUCUGGAGGAGAUUAAGCUCAAGUUUAUUGAUACAUCUUCAAAGUUUGGACAUGGCCGCUUCCAGACAACACAGGAGAAACAGAAGUUCUUUGGACGUCUGAAGGCAUAAUUAUGUUUUUUUAGUAUCAAAUUUUGUGUCAGUACUAGUAAAUUAGUCUAUUAAGAUUGUUAUGCCCCUGAUAUUUUUGCUUAUGAUGAUUAUUUUCUGUUUUAAGAUCGGAUAUUUGAAGUGUUAAAGAGUUUGAACUGUUUCAUUUCAGUUGAAUUACUUUUGAGUAUGAGUUUCCAUAUUUUGCUUUCAA
Molecule: messenger RNA, 1502 nt
Organism: Jatropha curcas
Lineage: Eukaryota; Viridiplantae; Streptophyta; Magnoliopsida; Malpighiales; Euphorbiaceae
Gene: RP1
Product: ribosomal protein 1
Biological process (GO): translation
Cellular component (GO): cytosolic large ribosomal subunit; ribosome
Molecular function (GO): RNA binding; structural constituent of ribosome
Source: RefSeq, a predicted model, not a curated record